UCUUCUUCCUAUUUUCAAGAUCUGGGCUUCCUAAUUUGAGCAUCAUGUGUGGCCCAUUCAAAUCCUUGCAGGGCAUUUUGCACCUCCUGGAAAUAAUCUUCAGCACUUUAUCUCUCGUCGCCGUCAUCUUCAGGGGCCAUGUAAUGAUUCCAUGGGGCAUCUGGUGUGAGUUUGUCUGGGUUUUCUGCAUCAUUGUGCCCCUGGUCCUGAUUGUGGUGGAGGCCAAAAAGUGGAAUGUCCUCCUGGCUGCCUUCCUACCCAACUGGGCUGACCUGAGCUGCGGGCUGACCCUGCUGUGUACUGUGAUGAUCAUCUCCGCCACAGUCGCCUUUGCAGCUAUUUUCGUCUGCCUCUCCUGCAUUCCGAGCAUCAUGUGUUUCAUCUUCUCCCUGGUUGCCACUGGGGUCUUCCUGGUUGAUGCGAUAAUGCAAAAAAUGAAGUGUCCAAGUGGCUACUUCUCCAGCCUGAGAGGAGUUCUCCGUACAGCAGAAGCCUUUAUAGCUUGUAUUAUUAUCACUGCAGGCCAUGACUUCUUUGUAAGACUGGAAUGGUACAAUCACCCGCCUGGGAUGAUAUGCAGCAUCGUUGUGUUUGCCAUUUGCCUGAUCGUCACUGUGAUCAUCAUUAUUCUCAAUCUACUCAAACUACUACAGCGUCUAGUCCCAUGCGGGCUGAAUAAGUUGGAGCUUGUGUUCGACAUCGUGGCAGUGCUGUUGUACCUGCUCGCUAUCAUUCUUUGGUGUGUCUUUGGUUAUAAACGCUAUUAUUACCGCUAUGAAUACAAUGCUACCAACUUCUGCCACAGUUGUGCCUUUGCAGACCUGAAUGCUGUUACUGUUGGAGCCAUAAUCAAUCUUAUCCUUUACAUUGUAGAUCUGGUUUUGGCUUUUAAAGCUCGCUAAAAAUAUAGACAUGACGUGCUCAAAGAUUGAUGGAAAC
Thunnus maccoyii (southern bluefin tuna) is the source of this 939-nucleotide messenger RNA. Its product is annotated as myeloid-associated differentiation marker-like protein 2. The record is from RefSeq and is a predicted model, not a curated record. Bases 45 to 902 code for a protein of 285 amino acids. NCBI's taxonomy places the organism in Eukaryota, Metazoa, Chordata, Actinopteri, Scombriformes, Scombridae. Gene Ontology annotation, cellular component: membrane. The transcript has a single exon.